Messenger RNA from Pristis pectinata (smalltooth sawfish), 7066 nucleotides. It is a transcript of the gene cmtm4, whose product is annotated as CKLF-like MARVEL transmembrane domain containing 4. The record is from RefSeq and is a predicted model, not a curated record. Gene Ontology annotation, cellular component: membrane. Bases 195 to 830 code for a protein of 211 amino acids. NCBI's taxonomy places the organism in Eukaryota, Metazoa, Chordata, Chondrichthyes, Rhinopristiformes, Pristidae. The transcript is spliced from 4 exons.
UGAGGGCGGAGGGAGGGAGGUGUCGGGGAGGCGGCCACAGGGAGAGGGAGCCCGAGUCCCGGACAUGUUGCUCCGGCUCCGCACCGAGUGUCCCGGCCGCUGCCUCCGCUCCCUCCCCGCCGCCCAGUCGCCGCCUCCGUCCCGUUCGCCCGCCCGGAGCCGCCGCCCGUGACCGGGGGUCCCGGAGCCGCACGAUGAGGAAUUCCCGGGAAGCGGACGGGUUCGAGGGGGAGGCGUCCAGCGCGUCCAUGAUGAGCGGGGCGAGCAGCCCGUACCAGCCGACCACCGAGCCGGUGCUGCCGGCCCGCCGGCUCCACCUCAGCUGUGACCCCGGCUACCUGCGCUCCACCCUCGGGCUGCUCAAGGUGCUGCAAGUGCUUCUGGCCCUGAUAGCCUUCAUCUGCAUUGAGACGGUGAAGGAGUGCCUACCAUGUGGGGGUCUCUACCUCUUCGAGUUCGUCAGCUGCACCGCGUUCGUGGUCACCGGAGUCCUGCUGCUGAUGUUCAGCCUGAACCUUCACACCAAGGUGCCGCAGAUCAACUGGAACCUGACGGAUUUGAUCAACACCAUUAUCAGUGCACUGCUCUUCUUCAUUGCUUCCAUUGUCCUGGCAGCCAUGAACCACAAGAGGAAAGGAGAGAUCGCAGCUGUGGUGUUCGGCUUCCUGGCCACGGGGGCCUACGUGGUCAACUCGUACCUGGCGGUCAAGAUCUGGCGACUGGCUGACCGGAGGCAGGCCACGGGGCAGGGCAGCGAGUACACACGGGCUCGCUCCGAGUCUCGGGGUGAGGUGGAGAGCCGGCCUGAGAUACAGCGGCUGGAAGAGUGAAGGAGGUCCACACCUCCCCCCACCACCCCCACCUCCUCCCCACCUCCCCCUCCCCCCGCCCCCUCUGCUUGGCACAGAGCAAGCAAGGGAGUGACUGGGCUGACUGCUGAACCUACAGCUGAAGGAGCGAAUGUCCUCCGUUUGAUGAACCUCCAACCUUACCCUGUGCCUGAAGGACUGCAGCGGUUCGAGAAGGCAGCUCACCACCACCACUUCGAGAUGGGUAACUGAAUGCUGGCUCGGCCUGUGGAGCCCACGUCCCCUGAAAGAAUGAAAAAUCCCUGCGGUUCGGAGUCGUCCUGGAGCUUGCAGGAGGUUUGAGUGUGGAUCAGAAGAACCAUCUCCCAGUUCCCGGCUCCGGUCUGCUCCAUCCCAACUGCCUGGGAUGUUGCCCCCAUCAGCUGCUGGCAGUGAGAACCAAUCGACGUGACUUAUUUAUUGGCGAAGGAUGCGUGCUUUGCAAUCAAUACUUGAAGGGGAGUGAGGGGAUGGGUGUUGAGUGUAGCGUCUGCAGCCUCCUCUUCCCCAGCCUGCUGCCUAACAACCUGCUUUACCCAAAGGGUUCAUGGCGCAGCAGGGGGGCGUUUGGGUGGUGUGUUGCCCGGAGGGGCUGCAGGUGAGUUGACUGCGAGGAUUUGCACUGGUUUAUGGUUCAAACGCUGGCAUCGACUGCAGACACACUUGCUUCUGGAGACAAUGCACUCACCCAUCACCUGGCUCGUUCUCUUCAUCAAUGUUGCCUUUUCUUAACAAUGAGAAAGUCCAAAGAUUGAUCAUAAUCUUCUGUCUCCCUCUCUCUCUCUCUCUCUCUCUCUCUCUCUCUCUCUCUCUCUCUCUCUCUCUCUCUCUGUGUGCGUCUCUCUCUGUCUUCUCUCUCUCUAUGUGUGUGUGUGUGUCUCUCUUUCUCUGUGUGUGUCUCUCUCUCUCUCUCUCUCUGUCUCUCUUUCUCUCUGUCUCUGUGUGUCUCUCUCACUGUCUGUUUCUCUCUAUCUCUCUCUAUGUCUGUCUCUCUCCCUCUCUCAGUCUCUCUCUCUCUGUCUCUGUGUGUGUCUCUCUCACUGUCUCUGUUUCUCUUUAUCUGUCUCUCUCUCUCUCUCUCUCUUCCUGUGUCUCACCAAGGCUUGUGUAAUUUUGCUAUUUCUUGAAAGUGGUGUGUGAGUUUGUGAAUGGCCACCCAAGCCUGGUGUCCAGUGAACCUGCCCUUCUGCUGAGGUUGGUUUGAGGUGGGGCCUUGCAUACACUAUUGGUCCUGAUAUUUGUUUCCGUUUUACUGGUUGUUAGAACAUUUAGGUUGUUACCACCUGGCUAUUUAUUGCUAGGCAAGGUUACUGAAUCAGAAUUUUUAACAUACCUGUCCUCUAAUAUACAAAGACAGUGACUUGCAUUUUUUGAAGCACUGUUCACAAUUACAACAGGGUCCAAAGUGUUUGGCAGCCACUGAGCCCUGGUGACCGGUAACAUAGGCAAUGCAGCUGCAGAUGAUACACAGCAAGCUCCCAUGGGCCACAAAACAUCAACGAUCUGAUAAUUUGUAUUUAUUUUGGAAACGCCAAUUGAGGGAUUAAUGUUGUCUCGGGUGAAGGGAUCCCUGUUUCAAAGGCUUGAGCACAAAACCAGGCUGUGAUUGCUGUUCAAUGCCAAGGGAGUGCUGCAGUGUCAGAUGUGCUCCCCUUCAGUGUCUUGUCCAGGGUGGAACUAAAAGAUCCUUUGGCUCUCGAUUGAAGAAGAGCCGGAAAAUUAUUCCUGAUGAUGGACAAUUGGGAGUGUCAGGAAUUGCUGGGAAAAUUCAGCAGGUCAGGCAGCAUCUGUGGAGAGAGAAACAGAGCUAAUGUUUCAGGUCAGAACUUUUUGUUGAAAGGUCAUUCACCUGCAACUUUAACUCUGUUCAGAAUAGUGAAUCUCUGGAGUUCUCUGCCCCCGAGGGUGGGGAAGGCUGGGAAUACAUUUGAGGAGGAGAUAGAUAAAUAUUAGAAAGAUUGAGGAGUUGAGGGUUAUGGGGAACUGGUACAGAAGAGGAGCUGUAGGAAGCAGAGGGAAGUGGUUGAAGGUUGUUUCUUGGAACGGAGGCCGGUGACUAGUCAUGUGCCGCGCUGCGGCGGUUGGUGUUGAGACCCUUGUUAUUCUUUAUUUAUCUUUAUUUCUUUAUUUGUCAUUGUACUGUUGCAACAACAACACGAGAUUACGAUGGCAUUCCCUUGCCUAAUAAAAACCAAAACAGUAAAUUGAUAAGAGCAAUUAUAACUAUAAAAUAAAACAAACAUACUUACACAAAUAUAAAGUAUAAAAGAAAUAUAAAAAGGCAGUGUGCAAAUGAACCAUGAUAAUAAUAACGAUAAUCAGCAGCAUAUCAAUACUAAUAUAUUAAAUAACACCGUGAUGAGUCCAGCCGGUAAAGGCGGGAUGACAUGGUAUGCGUGUGUAUGUAUGUAUAGGAGGUGUCAGUCCAUGUUCAACAAUUUAACAGCUUUGGGGGAAAAAGGCUGUGUUUCAGUCUUGUAGUGUGUGCAUGUAUUGUCCUGUAUCGCCUACCAGAGGAGAGUAGUUUAAAAAGGUAGUGAGCAGAGUGAGCUGGUUCUCGAAUGAUGUUUAAAGCCCUGCUCUGACAUCGAGCCUGAUAGAUGUCCUCCAUCACUGGUAACUUGAGUCCCAAUGAUGUUUUGGUCCAUCUUGAUGACCCUCUGCAGAGCCUUCUGCUCCUUCCUAGUGCAGAUGGCAUACCAAGCAGUAAUGCUGUAUGUCAGGAUGCUCUCCACUGCACACCGGUAGAAGUUCACCAGAAUGUUCUGCAACAGUCUGGCUCUCCUCAAUUUCCUCAAAAAAUAGAGGCAUUGCUGUGCCUUCCUAAUGACAGCUGAGGUGUGUAUUGCCCAGGAAAAGUCCUCAGUGAUGUAUGCCCCCAGGAAUUUAAAACUGGAGACUCUCUCCACAGCCUCGCCACCAAUGAACACUGGACCAAGACCUAUCUUCCUUGACUUCCUGAAAUCCACCACAAUCUCUUUAGUCUUUUGGGUGUUGAGAAUGAGAUUGUUGGCAGAACACCAGGCUGUCAGGUUUUGUACCUCAUCCCUGUCUGCCAAUUCAUUAUUGUUCAUGAUCAGGCCAAUGACUGUCGUGUCGUCUGCAAACUUUAUGAUGGUGUUUGUUUCAUGGACGGAUGAACAGUCAUGAGUAAAAAGGGCGUACAGCAAGGGACUCAGCACACACCCCUGGGGAACACCAGUAUUCAGGGUGAGGGUGGAAGGUAUGUGCCCUCCUAACCUGACAGUUUGUGGACGAUUGGUCAGAAAGUCUAUCAUCCAGUUACAGAUUGUUGUAUUCAGGCCCAGGCUGUGGAGUUUGGACACUAGUCUGCUGGGAAUAACUGUGUUAAAGGCUGAACUGAAGUCCAAAAAGAGCAUCCUCGUUAUUUAUAUAAAUGAUUUGGAUGGGAAUGCACAAGGCUUGAUCAGUAAAUUUGUGGAUGAUACAAAAUUAGGAGGUGGUGUUGAUAGUGAAGAAGUUUAUUGUAGAUUACAGGGGGAUCUCAAUCAGUUAGGGAAGUGGGCCGAGGAGUGGCAAAUCGAUUUCAGUACAGGUAAGUGUGUGUUGAUGCAUUUUGGAAAGUCAAACCAACGUAGGACUUUUACUAUGAAUGGUAGGGCACCAGGGCGUGUAAUGGAACAGAGGGACCUAGGAGUACAAGUGGAUAGUUCAGUGACAGCGUCAUCACAGGUAGACAGGGUGGUGGGAAAGGUGUUUGGCACGCUGGCCUUCACCACUCGGCACUGAGUACAGGAGUUGGGACAUUAUGUUGCAGUCGUAUUGGUGAGGCCGCACUUGGAGCACUGUGUACAGUUUGGUUGGCCUGUUAUAGGAAAGACGUGGUUAAACUGGAAAGAGUGCAGAGAAGAUUCACGAGGAUGUUGCCAGGACUCGAGGGCCUGAGUUAUAGGGAGAGGUUGUCCAGGCUGGGUCUUUAUUCCUUGGAACAUAGGAGAAUGAGGGGCAACCUUGUAGAAGUGUCUAAAAUUACGAGAGGCAUAGACAAGGUGGACGGUAACAGUCUUUCCCCCAGGAUAGGGGAGUCCAAAUCUAGGGGGCAGAGGUUUAGGGUGAGAGGGGAAAGAUUUAAAAGGGACCUGAGGGGCAACUUUUUCACGCAGAGGGUGGUGAGUAUAUGGAACGAGCUGCCGGAGGAAGUGGGUGAGGCAGGUACAACUGUGUCAUUUAAGAAGAACUUGGAGGGGUACAUGGAGGGGCGGGGCUUGGAGGGAUAUGGGCCAAACACAGGAAAUUGGGACUAGCUGGAUGGGCACCAUGGUUGUCAUGGACUGGUUGGGCCGAAGGGCCUGUAUCCGUGCUGUAUUACUCUACGACUCCUUGAGGCCAGCAUAGAUCAGCCAUGAUUAUAUUGAACGAUAGGGCAGGUUUGAGGGGCCGAAUGGCCUAUUCCUGCCUCUAUUUUCUUGUGUUCUUUCCCCACAGAUGCUGCCUGACCUGCUGAGUUUUUCAGCGUUUUCUGUUUUGAUUUCUGGUACGCUGGGCAGUACUUGUUCCUAACCCAUCCUGCAAAACUGAUGUGACGUUAUUGUUUACGGGAGUCUGCUACGGAUAAGUCGCCCGCUGCAUUUCCUGUUUUACACUCCAGAAGUUCUCCGAUGGCUGUGAAGCACCUUGGUGUGCCCUGAGGCAGUGCUAUGGAAAUGCAGACCUCUGUACAUAUGGCUGCUGAUUCUUACAGGAAUAAUGGCCACCCAGAUGUUACUACCUGGCAUUCUAUCACUAGACAAAGUUACUGAAUCAGAGUUCAUGUAGAGUUUAUUCAGCAACUUCCUGCAGACUUUGAGAGAGCCAAGAGGUAGGAAACGCAAGGAGACACAAGAGACUGCAGAUGCUGGAAUCGGGAGCAACACACAAGUACUGGAGGGAAAUGCAAAGAGUCUAAAUGUUCAGGGUUGGAUGCCCACUUGUUUGAGGUGAAGAGGCACUUACAUGUGUGACCGGUCAGUAAAAUUUGAGCACAUACUGAAUCUGUGGGGUGCCCAAAAUUUAGUGGCUUUAUAAUAAAAAAAACUUCUUUUAAAAAGCCUUUCCAUCUUCCUACCUCUCCCGAUAGCGAGGGAGUGAGGGAGUGGGGAGAAGAUGGAGGGAACGUCACAGCAUCGUUUCCUUCCCACCACCAGAUGUCAGCGACGAGCUGUCACCCUUGUCUGGAGUGACCCGAACAAAUAUCACCUCAUCUAAUCACCAUCUCUCCCGUUGGAAACUUUCCUUAGUGUUGCCUGUAAACCAAAUAGUUCUUUGUUUAAGGAAGAACCAAGCUGUUUUAAUUUUGUACAUUAUCUCUGAAUAGUGUAAACUGCUUGAAAUGCCACCUAAAGUGCCUAUUGCAGGUUGUUAGAAGCAACUGUUGGCCUUGGACAUUACAGUCUCACUUUUCCAUAAGUUAGACUUCAUUAAUUGUGAAAAAUCCUUUGAGUUUCUGGGCAGGGUACAAGGUGGGGCUCAAACUGAGGCACAGUACCAAAUAUGGGCCUUGUACUGUGGUGGGGAAUCAAAGGACAGGGAACUACAGAAUGUACAAUUUUGGUGAAUCAGAUCUGCCUCCAGUGGAGUUUCAGGAACAUGCCCGUAAGGAGCAUUGUAGAUGGAGUGAAUCAAUGACUCUGCACUCAUACCCCCAGUGUGAGGACAGAGAUUCAUUCCAAUGCAGUGCCUUCCACAGUUGAAUUGCUCAGUGCCCCUUAAUUGUCAGUUUGUCUAAUGUUAGGGGCGGCUGGACGAGAUAUAAAAGAGGCUGUGGGCUGUCAUCACUUCCCACUGCCUCUUGCGUUCUUGAUUAGUUAAUUUUACAAAAAAAACCAAAUGAUCCAUUUUCCCUGGAAGUACUUUUUCCGGACUCCCUAUCCAUGAUGCUGUUGCAAUCAGUAGACCAAGAACAACAUGGUGUCCCCCUGACCCUUGGUGUGGAAUAGGUAGUGAAUAAGGGCAGGAUGUAGGAGACUCCAAAUGUUAUAGCACACCGACAAUGUCAGUCCUUAAAAUUUGAGUUUGAUUGGAGGUGAGAUUUUCUUUGUUCUUUGUUGUGGUUUUUGUAACUUACUGUGUCCUCUUUUUCUCCUCAUCCUUUAGAGAAACUCUCUCCACCAUCAGAGCUGUAUUUUUGUAGAUGUUUAGAUUUUACCAGGAUUCAUGGAACCACUUGUACAGAUUCUCUGUGUGGUGACAUUAUCAAAUAAAAUGGAUUUUAACUGUCA